Molecule: messenger RNA, 4740 nt
Organism: Menidia menidia (Atlantic silverside)
Lineage: Eukaryota; Metazoa; Chordata; Actinopteri; Atheriniformes; Atherinopsidae
Source: the annotation of a GenBank genome assembly
AUGGCCGAGUGCGCGCCGCUGUCCGUGGAGGGCGCGUGGGGGCCGGAGCAGGGCCGGAGCCUGAAGAACAAGCUGCAGCUCUACUUCCAGAGCCGGAGGAGGUCCGGGGGGGGGGACUGCCGCGUGGAGCUGGAGGCCGGGGCCCCCAGGGCCGCCGUGUACUUCCGAUCAGAGGAGGUCAGGCAGCGAGUCCUGGACAGGAAAAACCACGAGGUCAUCGUGGAGCAGCAAACCGUGAAGCUCCAGCUGAGCUCUGCCCAGAGUCCAGCGAGCGGCGACGGCGUCUCAGUGUUCUCAGAUUUGACGGAUUCAGAGGAACCAAAGUCAGAACCAGAAGCUGUAAAUGAGGCUGCAGCAAACCCAGAAGAGCCGGUGGGGGUGGCUCCGGGCUCGGCGGUGGUGCUGCAGAACCUCUCAGAGAACAUGUCCAGAGAGCUGCUGCUCAUGCUGGUGGAGAACCUGUCCGGCCUGGACGAGAAGGACUUCAGCCUGGAGGUCAUCUGGGAGUCCAGCACGGCCGUGGUCCUCUUCAGCCAGCCCGCAGUUGUGGAGAACAUCUGUUCCAAAGUGGACCAUGUGAUCUGCUCCAGCGGCGUGCAGCUGUUCCCGUUCUACCCCAGCCUGGGCGCCGCCCUUUACGGCGAGCGGCGUCCGGCCUGGCGGCUGCCGGCCGCCUUCAGCCAGCGUCUGGACGCGCUCAUCUGGAGGUUCCUCCGGACGCGCCGGCUGGAGGACGCCCUCCACCAGCAGAUGCGCCGCCACCUGUGCGGCGUGCGGCUGGCGGAGGCGGAGCCGGAGGCGUGGCUCCGCCCACUGCCCGCCGUCCUGCGGCAGCCCGGGCUGACGGCCGAACGGCUGGACGGCUGGCGGGACGGCGCCCAGCGGGCCUUCUGCGCCCUGCUGGACCAGUACUCCGCCUUCGAGGUCCCCGUGAGCGCCGAGGCCUGGAGGGCGGCGGACGGGGAGGUGCGGGCGGCCGUGGGGGAGGCGGGCGCCGUCCUGGCGUUCGACGCGUCCAGAGGGGUCCUGACCGUGGCCGGGCAGGCCGACGGCGUGCGGGCGGUGCGGGCGCCGGUGGAGAACCUCGUCCUCCGGGCCAAGGCCGUCCGCGAGCGGCAGACCAGGAGCCUCACCGAACAGGUGCCGCUGCCCCCCCCCCGCUUCUUCAUGCUGGAGCAGGCGGGGCUGCGGGACGCCGCCCGGGACGUGUCCCCCGAGCUGACGCUGUCCUACCGGGAGGCCCAGCAGACGCUGGACAUCACUGGGCUGCCGGAGGAGGUGCUCAAGGCCAAGUGCUGGAUCCUGGAGAAGAACGGCGGCAUGAGGAAGAGGCCGCUGACCGUCCCCCAGGGCGUGCUGCAGUACCUGAGGACGGUGGACCCCAUGGACAUGUCCCAGAGUCUGUUCACCGCCCAGGGCAUCGGCGCCAUCUACUCCCGGGAGGGCAAAGGCCUGGUCCUGCUGGGGGCCUCCGCCGGAGCCCUGGACCAGGCGGAGAGCCAGAUGAAGGCCAAGCUGGCGGUGCAGACGGUGGCGGUGGAGGACCAGCAGGUCCUGAGGCUGCCCGGCUGGCUGGAGCUGACCCGGCAGCUGCUGGACUCCUUCAACACCUCCAGCCGGAAGGUGGUGUCCAUCCGGGUGGAGGGCGGCGAGCGGGUGGUGGUGGCCGGCUUCCUCUCCCCGGUCAACGAGGUGUGCGGCAGCCUGAGGGACUUCGUCCACCGGUUCUCCCGGGUGGAGGAGAGCCUCCGCGUCCAGUCCCAGGCGGCCGUGCUCUUCAUCCAGAGGAACCGCACAGAGGUCUGGGCCGAGGCCAUCCGGCAGGGAGAAGUCUCGGUCCAGUUCGACCCCCAGAGGCCGCGGAUCGCCAUGUGGGGGGCCCGCCUACACGUGCAGAGCGCCAAGCAGUGCUUCCAGCAGCUGGCCGGCGGCCUGGUCACCGACACGCUGACCGUGGACAAGCCGGGGGCCAAGAAGUACUUCCUGUCCCAGGAGAACCCCAUCCUGUCCUCCAUCAUGGCCGAGUUCAGCUGCGUGGUGGCGCUCCAGUCCGAGGAGGAGGAGGAGGCCCCCGGGGACCAGGCGGAGGACGGGUGCUGCUACCAGAACCCCGCCGGCGUCCGCGUCUCCGUCAGCAGGGCCGACAUCUGCAGCUUCCCGGCGGACGCCGUGGUCAACGCGGCCAACGAGGAGCUGCAGCACCUGGGCGGCGUGGCGCUGGCGCUGCUGCGCGCCGCCGGCGCCCCGCUGCAGGACGCCUGCAGCCGGCUGGUGGCCCAGCGGGGGAAGCUGCGGCCCGGCCAGGCCGUGGUGACCGACAGCUUCCAGCUGCCCUGCAGGCACGUGGUGCACGCGGUGGGGCCGCGCUUCGGCGAGUGGGACCGGCCCACGGCGGUGGGGCUGCUGGCGGCGGCGGUCCAGGAGAGCCUGCGGCAGGCGCAGCAGGCGGGCUGCCGCUCCGUGGCCCUGCCGGCCGUCAGCUCCGGCGUGUUCGGCUUCCCGCUGCAGCUCUGCGCCGACACCAUCGCCCGGGCCGUGCGCGAGCACCUGGACGGCCAGCAGGGCGGCGCCGGCUCGCUGACCGACGUCCACCUGCUGGACAUCAAGGAGGACACCGUCAGGGCCAUGGCGGCCGCCGUCAGCCGGGAGUUCGGCGGCACGCGCUGGGCGACCAGCAGCAGGACCCCCGGCCCCGGUGGACGCCAGCGGGGCCGAGGGAGGGGCCACAGUCACAGCCCCAGUGAGAGAGGAGGAAGAGGAGGAGGAGGAGGAAGAGGAGGAAGAGGAGGAGGAGGAAGAGGAGGAACGGGAUUCCAAGGAGAUAAGCAGUCUUUCUCCAGAGACGUUUCUGGUCAGAGGAGCUCAGGAAACCAGGAAGGGGCUGCAGCUCCUCAGCCUCUCCUCCAAUCACAGCACUCCUCUGCCUCCUUUGGGCAGGUGUCCUCCCCCUCGCUGGGGGUCUACCACAUGCAGAUGGGCCGGCUGGCCCUCCAGGUGUCGUCAGGAGACAUCACCAAGGAGGCCUGUGAUGUCAUCGUCAACUCCUCCAAUCACACCUUCAACCUGCAAGCAGGAGUGUCCAAGGCCAUUCUGGACGGCGCUGGGGGCGGCGUGCUGAUGGAGUGCUCACAGAUUGUGAGCUCUCCGGGCUACCAGCCUCAGGCCAUGAUCAUGACCUCAGCCGGGAAGCUGCCCUGCCAGAACAUCCUGCACAUCGUCGGCCGCAACGAGCCCUCCCAGAUCAGGGAGGUGGUGGGCGCUGUGCUGAAGGCCUGCGAGGAGCAGAAGUUCUCCUCCGUGGCCUUCCCAGCCCUGGGAACAGGUCAGGGCGGCGCCCCCCCGGCGGCGGUGGCCGACGCCAUGGUGGGGGCCGUGGUGGACUUUGUGAGGAAGAGCAGCCCCAAGUCUGUGUCCGUCGUAAAGAUGGUGAUUUUCCAGGCAAACAUGAUCAGCGAUUUCCACAAUAGCAUGAAGAAGAAGCAGGGGGAGGACGUGGAGGAGAAGAGCGUCUUUGGCAAGUUCAAAGAUAAGGUUUCCUCCCUUUUCGGACACAGCCCUGAGUCCCAGAGGACCGACGUCUCGGCGCUGGAGAGGCAGGAGUUUGAGCCGGCUGUGUUCCAGCUGUGCGCCGACAACCAAAAGGCUGUGAACUCGGUGAAGAAGAGGAUCAACGAGCUGGUGGUGCGCGAGCAGGCGGAGCAGGUCCUCAAGGACCCCUUCAUCCUGAAGCUGUCCCAGUCGGACCUGGAGCAGCUGACGGCCCUGCAGGCCAAGCUGACCGUCCGCAUCCGUCUGGACCGCGGCGGGGGGGGCCAGGAGCCGGCGGUCCGGCUGGAGGGUCUGACCAGAGACGUCUUCACCGCCACCUCCGCAGUCAGUGAAAUCAUCAGGAAGGUGGAGCGGGAGGAGAAUCUGAGGAGCAAAGCUCUGCUGGUGAGCAGCCUGGUGGAGUGGCAGCACCUGCAGCCGGACGGGAGCAUGGCGGCCUUCGACAUCUACAGCAACCUGAAGCUGGAGGAGGCUCUGGAGAAGAAGGACACCGUGGAGCUCCGCAUCCUCAGAGAGAAGUACACCGCAGACCCCAACCUCAAAACGGCCAAGUCAAAGAAACACACCAUCGAGCUGCUCAGAAGAGACCUGAAAGCCGACUUCCUGCUGCCGUCACACUGGGCCGACAUGCAGAGCGACCUGGUGAAGCUGUUUCCUGUGACGGCUGGAUCUCAAGAAUACAACAACGUCCAGACAGAGCUCACCAAGACCGGCCUGUCCCUGAACAUCAUCAGUAUCGAACGGGUCCAGAACACAACGCUGUGGAAGAGCUAUCAGCUCCUAAAGGAGCGAAUGGAGGUGAAGAACAAACACCAGAACAACGAGAAGAUGCUGUUCCACGGCACCAGCAGCUCCUCAGUGGAUCUGAUCAACAGCACGGGCUUCAACCGCAGCUACGCCGGACAGCACGGAGCCAUGUUCGGCAAAGGCUCCUACUUCGCUGUGGACCCGGCCUACUCGGCCCAGCGCUACGCCCAGCCUGACGCCAGCGGUCUCAAGCGCAUGUACCAGGCGCGGGUCCUGGUGGGGGACUUCACCAAGGGGAACAACGGCUUGCUCGCCCCACCGGCCAAAUCGGGGAACACGGCAGACCUGUACAACAGCGUCACCGACAGCAGCAGCAACCCGAGCAUGUUUGUGGUGUUCAACGACAUCCAGGCCUACCCAGAGUACCUGAUCACCUUCACCUGA